AUCCAUCCGUCCAUCCGUCCAUCUAUCCAUCCGUCCAUCCGUCCAUCUAUCCAUCCGGCCCGCCAUCUGUCGAAACGAUCCGACAUGCAGCCUGAGCAGUCUGAGCAGUCUGAGCGGUCGCUCGGACCCAACAUCAGCCACUCGGAAUAUGUCGCCGAUGGCUUCGUCGCCCCCAUCGACAUCUACACACUGACCUCGUCUGAUCGCUUGAGCCGCGUCGUGCUCAGUUCGCUUGGGGCAGCCAUCUCCCACUUUAUCGUGAGCGACAGGGAUGGCAAGGAGAGAGACGUCGUCCUUGGAUUCGACAAUCCCAACGACUAUCUCUCCUCGGUAUUCUACUAUGGCGCCUCGAUCGGCAGAGUCUGCAAUCGCAUUGCCAAGGGGCGCUUCGAUCUCGGAGGACAUACCUACCAACUCGCCAUCAACAACGGCGUCAAUCACCUGCAUGGCGGCCUGGUUGGCUUCGACAAGCAAAACUGGAAGUCCUGCGUGAUCUCGCAGUCACCGCCCACAAUCGAGUUCACUCUGGUCUCGCCCGGUGGACAGGAGGGUUAUCCGGGUACGCUGCAAACCAGCAUCGUUUUCACACUGGAGGAUGCAGGUGCCUUGGCCAUGACCUUCGCUGCCAGCCUGGACGGCAGCAAAUCCGACCAAACGAUCGUCAAUCUCACCAACCACGCCUACUUCAAUCUCUCGGGCCUCACCCGACCGAAUGUGCUCGACCACGUCGUUCGCCUCGAGAGUAGCGAGUUCCUGGAGCUGGAUGAGACCCAGAUCCCAACCGGUAGAAAGCUCCCGACGGUCGAUCCGAGCUGCAUGAACUUUGCGGGCGCAGGCAAGACCCUGGGCCAGGAUAUUGGAGACGCCUAUCUGGCGACUACCAGGGGCUACGAUCAUUUUUUCCUCGUCCCCAAGCAGCAGGGCCAGCCCACUGUUCGUGAAGUAGCCACGGCGCAUUGCCCUUCGACCGGCCUGACGCUGCAAGUUCUUUCAGAUGCGCCAGGAUUCCAGCUCUAUACCGGAAAUUGGCUGCAGAACGUCCGGGGCAAGGCAGAUCAGCAACAUGCCGUAACUGGGCCGUAUGCAGGUUUCUGCAUCGAGGCAUCGCAGCCCCCGAACGCUGUCAACAUGCCCGAGUAUCGACCAGCCGUCGUUCUGGAAGGCUCGCAGCGUUGGGGCCAGAAGACCGUAUAUAUUGUCCGUGCCAGCUGAUAUUGGUGUCAAUCCGAUCCAAUUCGCCCCGUUGCGUAUCAGGACAACUGCACAUGCGAACACGGCGUCGGCUUGUCUCUCUGUGGAUUUGUUGAGGGAACAUCGGAUACUUGGAGGGAAUUGGUAUUCUGCCUGCGCCGUGCUCGAGCAUAGGCAAAUUGUUGGUUCUUUCAGGCCGCGCCGGAUCAGAUGGCCCAUCCAGAGGGGAGAGAGCUAGGCGCAAAGCUUGUUAUGCGCUCCUCAUCGAUGCCGGCUUGUUUCCGGACGGCUGGCUUGCUACCGAGUGAGCUCGUCUGCUAGCCAUUCCAGACCUUGAUGGACACCCUGGCAGUAAAGGGCGCUACAUGGGCUAGAU
This is a messenger RNA of Polychytrium aggregatum, 1567 nucleotides long. Its product is annotated as aldose 1-epimerase. Gene Ontology annotation, molecular function: aldose 1-epimerase activity; carbohydrate binding. The coding region runs from base 85 to 1212 and encodes 375 amino acids. Lineage: Eukaryota; Fungi; Chytridiomycota; Chytridiomycetes; Polychytriales. Gene Ontology annotation, biological process: beta-D-galactose catabolic process via UDP-galactose, Leloir pathway; glucose metabolic process. The record is from RefSeq and is a predicted model, not a curated record. The transcript has 3 exons.